AUGGAGUUUGUUGAUACUCCACUACACAUAGCUUCAACUGCAGGACACACUAAUUUUGCCAUGGAGUUGAUGAACUUAAAGCCAUCAUUCGCUAGGAAGCUUAACCAAGGCGGUUUUAGCCCCCUUCACCUAGCCUUGCAAUGUCCAGAAAUAGAGAUGGUGGUGGAUUAUCUCCUAUCAAUUGAUAAAGAUCUUGUUCGUGUCAAAGGGAGGGAGGGUUACACUCCUCUUCAUCAUGCAGCCAGAGAAGGAAAUGUUCCUCUUUUGUCUAAAUUUCUGGAGUAUUGCCCCAAUUGUAUCUUAGAUUUGACUAUUCGAAAAGAGACUGCUCUGCAUAUUGCAGCACAAUAUAAUAACUUAGAAGCUUUCGAAGCCAUAAUAGACUGGAUUCAGAGGACUGACAAAUUCCACGACUUUGAGAAAAGAAGUGCCCUAAACUUACAGGACAAUGAUGGAAUCACUGUGUUGCACAUAGCCGUAUCAAAUAACCAACGUGAGAUGAUCAAACGGUUAACAGAAAGCAAGAAAGUUGAUAGGAAUAUGGUUAAUCAGAGUGGUUUUAUAGCUUUGGUUGUCUUAGAAGUACAAGCUCCCAUUGACAGAGAGAGUGUCAACAUUCUAAAACGUGCUAAAGAUCCACCAUUAAGGUUCCGUAGGGUGUCAUACCUUACCAAAUUCGGACGUGAUAUUGAGGAGAUGAAACCUGAUGUUGAGUUUUAG
Molecule: messenger RNA, 720 nt
Organism: Theobroma cacao (cacao)
Lineage: Eukaryota; Viridiplantae; Streptophyta; Magnoliopsida; Malvales; Malvaceae
Source: RefSeq, a predicted model, not a curated record